ACUUCCUUGUUCACGGGAUUGCUUCCGUGAAAACAGUUGUGUUCACAUUUCUAUCAAUUAUUAACAUUGUACUGUAAAUGUGGCAGCUGUUUAUUUUUGAUAAAUCAAUAAUCGUGAGGAAAUGAAUUAGCUCGACGAAGUCCGUACGGUGUUGAUCGUCCGCGACUGUAUGAAGGCGGGUGACUCCGGGAAAUCGGAACGGCAUGUGCACGUCGGCGAAGCACGGCUCCCGGGGCCCGGCUCUGAUCCCGCGGAUGAAGACUAAGCACCGGGUCUACUACAUCGCCCUCUUUUCCGUGGUCCUCCUGGGCCUCGUCGCCACCGGCGUCUUCCAGUUCUGGCCCCACUCCAUCGAGUCCACGGCGGACUGGGGCGUGGAGCGGCGCAGCGUGCGCGACGCGCCCCUGACGCGGCUGCCCGCGUCCGGGCCCAUCCCCGAGAGGGGUGACCUCAGCUGCCGCAUGCACACGUGCUUUGACGUGUACCGCUGCGGCUACAACCCCAAAAAUCGCAUCAAGGUGUACGUGUACCCCCUUCAGCGCUACGUGGACGAGGUGGGCAUGCCCAUCAGCAGUACAGGUCUGUCACGCGAGUACAACGACCUGCUGAGUGCCAUAUCUGAAAGCGACUUCUACACCGAUGACAUCACCCACGCCUGCCUCUUCAUCCCCUCCAUCGACUUGCUCAACCAGAACUCGCUGCGCAUCCGUGAGACUGCCCAAGCGCUGGCCAUGUUGCCCAGAUGGGAGCGGGGGGCAAACCACUUGCUGUUUAACAUGUUACCCGGUGGCCCUCCUGACUACAACACCGCUCUGGAUGUGCCCAGGGACAGGGCGCUCCUGGCUGGGGGAGGGUUCUCUACGUGGACCUACCGACAGGGCUAUGACGUCAGCAUCCCCGUGUACAGCCCCCUGUCGGCCGAGGUCGACCUGCCGGAGAUAACGCCCGGGCCUCGGCGGUACUUCAUCCUGUCCUCGCAGACGGCCAUCCACCAGGAGUACCGGGCGGAGCUGGAGCGGCUGAAGACGGAGAACGGAGAGGCGGUGCUCCUCCUGGACAAGUGCAGCAACCUCUCCCAGGGCAUGGGCUCCGCCAGGAAGCGCUGCCACAGGGGCCAGGUGUUCGACUACCCGCAGGUCCUGCAGGAGUCCUCGUUCUGCGUGGUGCUGCGGGGGGCGCGGCUCGGACAGGCCGCUCUCAGCGACGUGCUGCAGGCCGGCUGCGUCCCCGUCGUCGUGGCCGACUCCUACAUCCUGCCCUUCUCCGAGGUCCUGGACUGGAAGAGGGCAUCGGUGGUCAUCCCUGAGGACAAGCUACCAGAGAUGUUCUCCAUCCUGAAGAGCAUCCCACACAGACAGGUGGAGGAGAUGCAGAGACAGGCCCGCUGGUUCUGGGACGCCUACUUCCGCUCCAUGAAGGCCAUCGGCAUGACGACGCUGCAGAUAAUCAAUGACCGCAUCUACCCGUACGCCGCCCGGACCUACGAGCAGUGGAACAACCCGCCCGCGGUGAAGUGGUCAAGUGUGAACAACCCCCUCUUCCUGCCGCUCAUCCCCCCGCGGUCACAAGGCUUCACGGCCGUGGUGCUGACCUACGACCGCAUCGAGAGUCUCUUCCGCGUCAUCACCGAGAUCUCCAAGGUACCCAGCCUGGCCAAGCUGCUGGUGGUGUGGAACAACCAGAACAAGGGCCCGCCGGAAGAGACGGUGUGGCCCAAGGUCACUGUUCCCCUCAAGGUCGUCCGGACCAAGGAGAACAAGCUUAGCAACCGUUUCUUCCCCUACGACGAGAUUGAGACGGAGGCUGUGCUGGCCAUCGAUGAUGACAUCAUCAUGCUGACCUCUGAUGAGCUGCAGUUUGGAUAUGAGGUGUGGCGGGAAUUCCCGGACAGGCUGGUGGGCUACCCUGGCCGGCUGCACCUGUGGGACCACGAGAUGAGCAAGUGGAAGUACGAGUCGGAGUGGACCAACGAGGUGUCCAUGGUGCUGACCGGAGCAGCCUUCUACCAUAAGUACUUUAACUACUUGUACACAUACAAGAUGCCGGGCGAUAUCAAGAACUGGGUAGACGCCCACAUGAACUGUGAAGACAUCGCCAUGAACUUCCUGGUUGCCAACAUCACAGGAAAGGCCCCCAUCAAGGUGACCCCGAGGAAGAAGUUCAAGUGCCCUGAGUGCACGGCCAUAGAUGGACUGUCCCUGGACCAGACGCAUAUGGUGGAGAGGUCUGAGUGCAUCAAUAAGUUUGCGUCUGUGUUCGGAACCAUGCCGCUGAAAGUGGUGGAGCACCGGGCCGAUCCUGUCCUCUACAAGGACGACUUCCCCGAAAAACUCAAGAGCUUCCCCAACAUCGGCAGCCUCUGACCAGGGAGGGGCCGACUUCUUCCCUCCCCCCCUUAUUUUCUUUAGGUGAGGAAACCCGGCUUGACAGGCAGGUCGUCUGUCAUCUUCAGUGCCACACGGAGGGUGGAGGUGUGGGAGGAGGGGAGGUCCCUUUUGAUUUUCGGUUGCCUUUUGAUUUUUGUUUCUUGGUUUUAUUUCGUUAACGGUUCACGUGUGAACGGGAAGAGGAGACAGGUCUGCUCACUGUUUGAUCAGCGGAACUCACACUGGGAACGGGGAACAGAAAGAUUAUGUGAGGCGAACAAAAUUUGGUGUCAAUGAGGUGCCCAAACUGGGACCGCUGUUGUGUCAGUAUUGGAGCUCUCUGGAUUUUUGCCGCCCCUCAUGCCCUCUGGCUGUGCUGGAAUCCAUGUAUUCCAGCUCUGGACCUGGAUCAGUGGAGGCCCUUGUGGCCUCUGGCUGUUCUGGGAUCAGUGUUUUCCAGCUGCAGACCUGUAAGAACACAGAUCAUCACAAAGCAGGGGUUUAUCUGGUCCUUUAAAGGACCAGUUCUGCAGUUGGGCAGGAGUGUGUCUGAAAUUUGGGUGGGUGAUAUUGGGCCCUCAUUGGUUAAUUUUCAGGACUGAACUUACUUACUUAGUAUCCUGUUGCAAGCAUGACUCUUUCAACAAUGAACAGAGGGCAUUACCUUCAUAACUUUACUGUGAAUGAUGUCACUGCAGAACAAGAAUCAGAUGUUUUUUUUUUUUUUUUACUAGGUCAAGUUGAAGUUUAUCACUUCCUAAAACUAGACCAAAAAAUAGUUUUCCUUCCAAAAUACAGCUUGAGUCACACAAUGCAGCUCAAAGGUUGAUUGUGCAAGAGGCAAGGGACAGGCAGUGGAUGUAGCCUAAAUGUUGGGAAAAUGUUUUACAAUGUUGUAGAUGCGUUUUUCACAAAGUGUAUUUUGUUUAACGGGACAGGUUAAUUUUUGCAGUUGAAUGACCCUUGUGAUCUCGUGAUGCAGGAUGUAGCCAGGUAACAUCGGGACAUCAGGUAGCUGUACAUAAUUGUACAUUAAGUUGUAAUACUUUCCAUAAGAGGCCAAGCAUUUUGCUUUGGCGGUAUCAGCUGAUGAAAGCACUAGAGAAUCCAUACAAAACAUGUUAUGUCAAACUGCGAGUAGUCUUUAUGCCUGAUGGCAGUGUAACUUUACCCAGCAUACAUUUCAUGCACAUUGACAUUUGCGUUUUUAAGUUUUUAUUUGUCGUUUUAAUGAUGUCAAUAUUGUAUCUCUGCUGAUGUUUUCUUUUUUACUUUCAUAUACCGUUUUCUAAAUAAUAAAUUAGGUUGUGUCAAACCAUAGUUUCAAGAUUUUUUUUUUUUUUGCUUUCACUGUAUUUGUUCAUAGUGUUAAAUGAUAAAUUUACGAACAUUUCUGUUGCAUGGAACCACUACCAAGCAAAUACAUGAGUUCAUUGAACAGAGGUUUAAGUGACCAAACCUUAAAGACAGAGAAAAAUGCGUUUAACUUCCCAGAGGAAUGAACCUUGGAAAAAAAGCAGUGACAUUGUUUUGACUGCCGUACCCUGGAACACAAGAUAAGCUGGUCAGAAGGUGUCAGUGACAGGUUAGAUAUUGC
Molecule: messenger RNA, 3963 nt
Organism: Megalops cyprinoides (Indo-Pacific tarpon)
Lineage: Eukaryota; Metazoa; Chordata; Actinopteri; Elopiformes; Megalopidae
Product: exostosin-2-like
Exons: 15
Coding region: 204-2363 (719 amino acids)
Cellular component (GO): membrane
Molecular function (GO): glycosyltransferase activity
Source: RefSeq, a predicted model, not a curated record